GUUAUUUUAAUAUUGGUGUAGGGUGUGUGUGUGUGGAGAUUUUUGAAUUUUCUUCUGUACGUCACGAACUGACCUUAGUUAUCUAACUAUUAAAGAAUGAGGAACACUGGAAAACUGUUUCAUCUUAGUAUGAUACUCCCCAUCUUACUAGUAACUGAUUUACAAAGACAGUUUUCCUAUAUACGUUGUAGGGACGUAACCAGAGGAGUCCAACCAGGUCAAGAGUGAGGAAGUUGUCCACCAAUCGGAUUGGAAAAUGACCGAGUAAUAUCACGAAUUGAUUAAAAUCAGUAAUGUAAACCAUCGGAUCCCAAAUCAGUUUUCUAAACUUCAAUGACUCACUGUGAGACCUGGAAGUUUUCGGCUCGAUUUCUGAUAGUGUCGUCAGUGUUCACUUGGAAGUCCUAUACUGGAGUGGAAUCGAUGUUUUCGAUAGUUGUCUAACCAACGUCAGUUUGUAAUGUAGACUGAAAAGUUAGUUUAUUACUUGUGAAAUUUUGAAAUACAUCAUUGAAUACUCUGUCCUGAGAUGUUAUUUAACCUGUUAUGCCAUUCAUAUUCUUUUGUUGAAGGAUAUGAAAUCAAUUGGUAUUCAACAGUUGGAGGCUAUUCGAAGAUUAAAAUCACGUGGAUGCAACCAGUUGCGUCGUACAGUUUACUUGACUUUUGUACCUGACGAGGAGUUAGGUGGUGUGAAAGGAAUGAAACCAUUUUUAUUGAAUCAUAAUGAAUGUAAUAAUCAUCAUUCCGAAGAAAUUAGAUUUCAAGAUAUGAAUAUUGGGCUUUGUUUAGAUGAAGGUAUACCAAGUUGUUCAGAAGAUUAUUUAGCAUUUUACGACGAACGUCGUCCAGUUUGGAUAAAUGUACAUUUUCAUGGUAAUGCUGGUCAUGGUCUGGCUUUAAUUGAAAAUACAGCCGCUGAAAAAUUCCGGAUAUUUUUAAAUAGUAUUUACAGUUUCCGCAAAGAAGAACAAUUAAGGUUGGAAAACUCUCUAGGAAAGCUAACAUUGGGGGAUAUAACAACAGUCAAUAUGACAAUGAUAAAUGGAGGUGUGCAGCAUAAUGUUGUGCCUGAACAGUUGUCAGCAUCAUUUGACAUUAGAUUAACUCCUUCAUUGUCACUGGAUGACUUCAAAAGGAAAUUAGAUCAGUGGGCAUUAAAUGCUGGUGGACAGAUUGAAGUUAGUUUGCAAAAAUUGACAUGUUUUUGUAUCUUUUAUAUUUCCUAA
Molecule: messenger RNA, 1229 nt
Organism: Schistosoma mattheei
Lineage: Eukaryota; Metazoa; Platyhelminthes; Trematoda; Strigeidida; Schistosomatidae
Source: the annotation of a GenBank genome assembly